Molecule: messenger RNA, 1271 nt
Organism: Lactuca virosa
Lineage: Eukaryota; Viridiplantae; Streptophyta; Magnoliopsida; Asterales; Asteraceae
Source: the annotation of a GenBank genome assembly
AUUUAGUUCACUCCCACAAAUUUUAAAUGACUUCGUCCCUGCUUCACUAUCAGAGUGAAACCUAUCGAUUGUAUGGUACAUUCAAAAUCAUAUUGCAAACAAACUCAUUAGGUUUAACCAAAUUUCGAUCAAGAAACAACCAUGGCGUCGGAGGUGCCAAAAUUGAAAUUAGGUUCACAAGGUCUAGUUGUUUCAGCACAGGGAUUGGGAUGUAUGGGUAUGACCGGAAGUCACGGACCCCCGAAAGAGGAAUCUGAUAUGAUCAAGCUCCUCCACCACGCCAUUGACUCCGGCGUCACCUUCCUCGACACCUCAAACGUUUACGGCCCCUUCACCAACGAGAUUCUCAUCGGAAAGGCUUUGAAGGAACGAGGGUUGAGAGAGAAAGUUCAAAUUGCUACAAAAUUUGGAUUCCGAAUGGUCGACGGAAACAUUGAGGUGUGUGGUGAUCCGGCGUAUGUCCGAUCAGCUUGUGAAGAUAGCUUGAAAAGACUUGACAUUGACUGUAUUGAUCUCUACUACGCUCAUAGGAUCGACACUCGUAUCCCAAUUGAAAUCACGAUGGGAGAGCUGAAGAAACUGGUAGAGGAAGGCAAAGUGAAGUACAUAGGCUUAUCAGAAGCAUCAGCUUCAACAAUUAGAAGGGCUCAUGCUGUUCAUCCAAUUACAGCAGUCCAAAAUGAGUGGUCAUUAUGGACAAGAGAUUUGGAAGAUGAAAUUGUUCCUACUUGCAGAGAACUUGGCAUUGGAAUUGUUGCUUAUAGUCCUAUGGGUUGGGGAUUCUUGGCUGCUGGUCCUUCAUUGGUUGAGAACUUGAUACCAAAUGACUUCAGGAAGAACAUGCCAAGAUUUCAAAAUGUUGACCAUAACAAGACUGUAUAUGAGCGAGUAAAUGAAAUGGCAGCAAGAAAAGGAUGCACCUCUGCACAACUAGCAUUUGGCCUGGUUGCACCACCAAGGAAAUGAUGUGAUUCCGAUUCCGGGCACCACAAAGAUUGAAAACUUCAAUCAAAAUAUUGGAGCUUUGUCUGUAAAACUAACACCAGAGGAGAUGGCGGAAUUGGAAUCGUUUGCUUCUGGUGACAUGGUGAAGGGUGAAAGGAAUUUUAUGAUGCAUCUAACGUGGUAUAAUUCUGAGACUCCUUCAUUGUCAUCUUGGAAAGGUGCCCAAGAUUCUGUUUGAUAAAACUGUAGAAAAAUUGUGUAAUAAGAAAAAAUUAUGAAUUGGUUAAAUGAAAUAAUGUGGAAUAAGAAUAAUAAAAUUUAGGAUU